This is a messenger RNA of Zea mays, 2086 nucleotides long. RefSeq names its product fucosyltransferase 7. The transcript has 2 exons. Gene Ontology annotation, molecular function: galactoside 2-alpha-L-fucosyltransferase activity. Gene Ontology annotation, cellular component: Golgi apparatus; membrane. The record is from RefSeq and is marked validated. The coding region runs from base 14 to 1756 and encodes 580 amino acids. Lineage: Eukaryota; Viridiplantae; Streptophyta; Magnoliopsida; Poales; Poaceae. Gene Ontology annotation, biological process: cell wall biogenesis; xyloglucan biosynthetic process.
AGGCAGCCGAGCCAUGGAUCAGAAGAAGGCGAUGAGGUCUCACCACUCUCACAUGUCACCAUGGCCGCGUGGGUUAGCGGCGCGACGGGGGUGGUGCCAGCAGGCGGCUUCGCGGCCGACGACGGUUCUUGUGAUCGUGCUGACCGUGUUUGCCGCGCUGCUCUUGGCCGUCGUCCUCUUCGGCGUCCGGCUCACGCCCUUGGGCGCCAACAAUACCUGGGUCUCGGCCGGGGUACGCGUCGUCCUCAAAGCCGUGUCCGACUCCGACCACGGCCCUGAUCCACUGGCGAAGGUGCCGGACCCCAGCGACCGGCUGCUGGGCGGCCUCCUCUCGCCGGACUUCGACGAAAGCUCCUGCCUCAGCCGCUACAACGCCGCGCUCUACCGCCGCCCGUCGCUGCACGCCGUUUCAACCUACCUCGUCUCCGCGCUCCGCCGCUACGAGUCGCUGCACCGGCGCUGCGGCCCGGGCACUCCAGGCUACGCGCGCGCCGUCGAGCUCCUGCGCGCCAACGCCUCCGCUUCUUCUUCGUCCUCCGGAUCAUGCAGCUACGCCGUGUGGGCCCCGAUCGAGGGGCUCGGCAACCGCAUGCUCUCCAUCACCUCCGCCUUCCUCUACGCGCUGCUCACGGACCGCGUGCUCCUCCUCCACAGCAGCGGCGGCGGCGGCGACCUCGACGGCCUCUUCUGCGAGCCGUUCCCGGGCUCCACGUGGAUCCUGCCGGCGGCGCCGGGCGACACGGGCUUCCCCAUCCGCGGCAUCGAGCGGCUCACGGACCGGUACCACCACCAGAGCCUGGGCUCCGUGCUGAGGCGCGGCGAGGACCCCGGCGCGGCGCCGUGGCUGUACGUGCACCUCCGGCACGACUACACCAAGGACAGCCGCGACCAGCAGUUCUUCUGCGACGACGUGCAGGCCAGGCUGGGGGCAGUGCCGUGGCUCGUGUUCCGGUCGGACAACUACUUCGUGCCGGGGCUGUUCCUGGUCCCGCGGCACGAGGCGGAGCUGGCGCGCAUGUUCCCGCGCCGCGACGUCGUGUUCCACCACCUCGGCCGCUACCUCUUCCACCCGAGCGACACGGUGUGGGGCAUGGUGACCCAGUACCACGACUCGUACUUCGCCAGCGCGGACGAGCGCGUGGGGAUCCAGGUGCGCAGGUUCUACUGGGCGCCGAUCUCCACCGACGACCUCUUCGCCCAGAUCCUCAACUGCUCGCAGCGCGAGGACAUCCUGCCCAGCGUUGGCGUUCCCGCGGCAAAAGGCGGCUCCGACGGCCAGCAGCCUGCGAAACAGAAGGCCGUGGUCGUCGUGUCCCUGCACGGCGAGUACUCCGAGAAGCUCAGGGACCUGUACCAGGGGCACGGCGGAGCGGCGGGCGGCCAGGAGGCGGUGAGCGUGCACCAGCCGACGCACCUGGGCUCGCAGCGCUCCGGCGAGCAGCAGCACAACCAGAAGGCGCUCGCGGAGAUGGUGCUGCUCAGCUUCUCGGACGCGCUGGUCACCUCCGCGGUCUCGACGUUCGGGUACGUAGGGCAGGGGCUAGCGGGGCUGAGACCUUGGGUGCUCACGAGCCCCGUCGACAGGAAGGGCCCCGGGAUGCCGCUGCCGUGCCGGCGCGCCGCUACCGUCGAGCCUUGCUUCCAUGCGCCGCUCGACUACGAUUGUCGGGCCAAAGCAAAAGGUGACGCCGGUAGGAGGGUGCGGCACAUCCGACACUGUGAGGACUUCCCGCGAGGUGUGCAGUUGGUGGAAUGAUGAACUACGCACUAGUAUUACAUCACAUGGGCGCUCAGGAGCUACCAAGCACCAGUUUUUCAUUAUAUUACAAUUAAACAUGGGGAAUAAAUACGGCAUUCAGUCUAAGAGGUUACUGUAAAAAAAGUUAUGUAAGAUGACCAUCGCAAAUAGCGUGCGUUGCUAGGUUUUCUUUUACCACAACAUUUGAUUUUUUAUUAAAAACAUUUUUGUUAACAAAUUUGUUUCUUUGUAUUUGUAUCGGUUUUUGCUCCAUAUGUCUCCGUUGUAUUUAUAGGCAUAAACUCUAUAUCUGUCUUCCAAAUGAAAGGUGGUAUUCAAUUUCGUUUA